This is a messenger RNA of Ostreococcus lucimarinus CCE9901, 708 nucleotides long. RefSeq lists its product with no specific name. The transcript has a single exon. Gene Ontology annotation, molecular function: protein binding. The annotation marks the transcript as partial. Lineage: Eukaryota; Viridiplantae; Chlorophyta; Mamiellophyceae; Mamiellales; Bathycoccaceae. The record is from RefSeq and is a predicted model, not a curated record.
CUGAAAAAGCCCGAAGAGGCAAAGCAAACGUUCAUCAAGGCGCUCAACAUCACCAAGUCAAGAUUUGGAGAUUUGCAUCAUGGAACAGCUGAAAGAUUGAGUGAUUUAGCGUCUAUGCACUUAGAGUUACGUAACUUCGAUCAAGCGAAGGCUUUAUACACGAAAGCACUCGACGUGGAUACGCAACUUUUCGGGCGAAAUCACCCCAACCUCGCUGUGCAUCAAAUAUAUCUCGCGAGUGUUCUAAGAGCGCGUGGUGAAAAUCUCGAAGCGCUCCGUCAAUACAAAGAGGCGGAAGCCAUUCUCAAAGAAACGAAUGAAACUGUGCACCCAGGACUCGCUGCGAGUCUAAAUUCCUUGGCUGAAAAAUACAAGAGUAUGGACCAAGCCCAAAGAGCCGAACCUCUGUACAGCCGUGCUGUCGAAAUCGCCGAACAUGAUUUCCACGCUAGUUCAGAGCUUGAAACUUACUUGAUCAAUCUCGGGAGAUGUUAUAGAUCACAAGGUAGAACACUUAAGGCGAAGGCGUGUUUCGAGCAGGCGCUGAAAAUCGCUGAGGGCGAGUUCGACGCGGCGCACACCAACAUUGCUACGCGAUGUGUCGAGUUGGGUGAGUUGUUGAUGGAAAUGAAAGAGUGGGGUGAGGCACUACCGUGUUACACUCGCGCGAAAGAUAUCAGAGUGCAAAAGUUCGGACUCGAUCAUCCA